Messenger RNA from Sarcophilus harrisii (Tasmanian devil), 2596 nucleotides. RefSeq names its product NK1 homeobox 2 (gene NKX1-2). Gene Ontology annotation, molecular function: RNA polymerase II cis-regulatory region sequence-specific DNA binding; DNA-binding transcription factor activity, RNA polymerase II-specific. The transcript has 2 exons. Gene Ontology annotation, biological process: cell differentiation; regulation of transcription by RNA polymerase II. Bases 1 to 807 code for a protein of 268 amino acids. The record is from RefSeq and is a predicted model, not a curated record. Lineage: Eukaryota; Metazoa; Chordata; Mammalia; Dasyuromorphia; Dasyuridae. Gene Ontology annotation, cellular component: nucleus.
AUGGGUGCAGAUAGCGGACCAGCCUGCGUCCUGGACGGCUCCGUGGAGGAGGAAGAGGAGGAGGAAGACGACGACGAGGAAGACUACGACGACGAGGAGGACGAUGAAGAUGAAGAUGGGGAGAAGGCCGAGGCUGAGGAGGCCGAGGAGGCUCCGGGGCUCCCCGGGCAGGGACUCGGCAGGCAGCGGCGGCGGCUGCGCCGAAGGCGUCGGGGUUCGUCGGAGCCGGAGCCGCCGGAGGGCCGGGGUGGCGGGGGCAGCAGCGGCGGGGGAGGAGCGGGGCCGGCCCCGGGCCCGGAGGGCUCCCAGUCGCCGCGGCCUCCGAAGCGCCGGCGGCCCCCCGAGGGCAGCGGCUGCGCCAAGCCCCGCCGGGCGCGCACCGCCUUCACGUACGAGCAGCUGGUGGCCCUGGAGAACAAGUUCAGAGCCACGCGCUACCUGUCCGUCUGCGAACGGCUCAACCUGGCGCUGGCGCUCAGCCUCACCGAGACGCAGGUGAAGAUUUGGUUCCAGAACCGGCGCACCAAGUGGAAGAAGCAGAACCCGGGCGCCGACGGGCCGGCCGCGCUGCCCGCCCCGCCGGGAGCGGCGGGAGCCCCGGGAGGAGCGGGCCAGGCGGCCGGCCGCAGCCCCAGCCCGCCGGGCCCCAGCGCCCUCCACUUCCAGACGUUCCCCCCCUAUUCCUCGGCCAACGUCCUCUUCCCGGCCGCCGCCUCCUUCCCCCUGACGGCGGCCGCGGCCGGGGGCCCCUUUGCCCCCUUCCUUGGUUCCACCUACUUGAGCCCUUUCUAUGCCCCACACCUCUAAGCGCCCCCCUCCUCCAGGCGGGCUCCGGGGCUCCGAUUCACCCGCGCCUUCGGGGGCUCCUUUGUGGGACUGAUGGGGCGUCCACGAAGGGGCGUCCGGCCCCAUGCCGGGAGGUCCCGCCUGUGCUAGACUUCUACAGAGCUGCGGGAGCGCGGGGACUCGAACUUCUGCGGCCCCGAACUUCUGGGGAGCGUCUGCCCUAAAGAUCAUUUAUCUGUAGAACGUUAAGGGAGCCCCAGGGCGCUUGUUUUAGACAGAGACACCGAGGUCCAGGGAGAGAUCUGGCAAGAAUUAAGCAGCAAAGACACAUUUGAACCCCAAUUCUUGGUCUCCGGCCCCAGCUCCCUUUCCAAGACAUCUCUGUUUUCAGAACCAAGAGAAAAAAGCGGGCUAAACAUUAACCGGAUCUGAACCCCCCCCCCAUUCUGUAGUAUUUUCUCUGCCGUUGGGGGCUAAGGUUUCAUCGAGGCCUUGAAGCGAUCUUUUGGGCCAGACAGCAUUCAAACAGCCUGGAGGGUCCCUUCUCACACACUCGAGUGUCCUCCCUACAGAGACUGGUGGUCCCACACAGCCCUGGGAAAGCCUGUGGCCCAGGAUCCUCGCCCUUUGGUCCUGGAACCCUUGGCCAAGGUCUGCUGAAGCCUGCGGAGCCCUUCCAGAAUCCUGCUUUUAAAUGACAACUAAAAAACCCGACUACAAAGGAAGCCCAUUAUAAAAUACAGGUCCCCAAGUCCUAGUUGCAAAACCCACAAGCUUAGGAGGGCAGAUUAAGAAGCUCUAACCCAGUCCUGCCUUUAUUUUGCUAAUGUAGCAGGGUUACUUAAAGAGCACGACCCAGGCUGCUGCCUCUCCAGCCAGCGCGAAUUUAGGGUUCCCUUAGCACUCACAUGCCUCCUUGGAGUCCCUCCAUCAGUUGUUUUGUUCCCAGCUAAAAUACCAAACUUUUCCAGCUGAAUGUGAUUGGUCUAAUUCCCCUUCCUGGAUUCUGGGUGCUGUCUUCCCCUUUAGAAUCAAUCUCCUUGAAGGAGGAGAGAAGAGGCAGGAGCCAGUAGAGGAGGAGAGUAGGUCCCUGGUUUGGGAGUCAGAAGACCCGCCUUUGAGCCUGUGCUCUGCCCCUUCACCCCAGUAGACAACAGGUACUUUGCCUUUCCUUCUCUAGGCCUCAAUUCGGACAAUGAGAUGGCUGCAGAAUUGUCGUCUCGCUCCAACUUCUGUGAACUAGAUGACCCCCAAGUUUUUUCUUCUAGCCCCAUUUCCUGGCACUCCAAAGACCCCCUCAAUCCCCAAACUCUUGGGAAACGGGUCUCUGCUUGCGCUGCUUCAUCUCCUCGGGUUCACAUUUGCACCGUUUAUUGGCCAACAUGUGCUAGGAAAGCCAAAUGCCCAGGGAGAGUCUUAGAAAACUUGCCAGCUGGCCAAAAAGAAGGGCAUUCUAGUACAACAUACAGUGCAGAACAGUCUGUUUCUGAAUGGGAAGAUUUGCUUGUGUCUUGUGAGAGCAUCCUCAAUCCUCUCUGGGGUGGUAGUGGUGGGGAGGUUCCCUCUUCCAGCUCCACUUUGAGUCCCAGAAAGGAAGAUUUCCUUUGGAAAAAUGAGGAUGUGCCUUCCCAAAUUUGUUCUAAACUCUGCCUGUCGCUUGAAUCUACUUCAGUCAUUUAGACUAGAGUAGCCAGAGUUCUAUUCAGGGCAUAUUGUGAACCAACUUCUGGACAAAGCAUUUGGGGGAUGGCUCCUAAAGAAGUGGAACGGGGAUGCUUACUAGGAGGGAAACUAAUAAAGUAUUUAUAUG